Molecule: messenger RNA, 1677 nt
Organism: Trichoderma harzianum CBS 226.95
Lineage: Eukaryota; Fungi; Ascomycota; Sordariomycetes; Hypocreales; Hypocreaceae
Exons: 3
Coding region: 1-1677 (558 amino acids)
Biological process (GO): lipid metabolic process
Molecular function (GO): triacylglycerol lipase activity
Source: RefSeq, a predicted model, not a curated record
AUGAUCGUCUUUCUGACGCCCUUGAAGAAGCUCCUGAGCUGGUACACGCGCAAGAACCCCGUCAAGCUGUGGCUUGAGCUGCUGCGCAAUGCAGAGACGUUUGAGGAGUGGGAAGAGGCGGCGCUCCAUCUCGACAACCUCCUGGGGCUCGAUCUAUGGAGGAAUAAUCCAACGUCCAAGUACUACGACUGGGCGCUCAUAACAGAGCGGCUAGACUCGCUCAUCAUCGCACGAGAGGAAAACAACUACGAGCAGCUCGUCAACCUGCUCCGGUCGGGUCUCGUGCGCAACCUCGGCAACAUUGCUGUACCAAAACUAUAUAACCGAUCCUUUUCUGGGACCAAAUACUUGAUCGAGGAAUACAUUGCUCAGGUGGCCGAGUCGGUCGAGGACAUUAGCGCUCUCCCGACGAGUGCUGCUUCGAGCCUGCAUCCAAACGAAAAGGCGUUGACGAACCAGAUGAAGUUGGACUUUAUUCAUGACACGAGACAAGCGUUUGGGCGGACUACGUUGGUCCUUCAAGGCGGUGCAAUCUUUGGUCUGUGCCAUCUCGGAGUUGUCAAGGCCCUGUUUCUUAGAGGCUUGCUCCCGCGAAUCAUCACUGGCACAGCAACUGGUGCAUUGAUAGCUGCGCUGGUAGCGAUACACACGGAGGAAGAGCUUCCAGGCGUUCUCCGGGGUGAUGGUAUCGAUCUCAGCGCCUUUGCGUCCAAGGGAACUACAGAAGAUGGCCAAAUCCCUGCCGAGCAAUCCCUGAAGUCGAGAUGGGAGACUCUUUUACGGAGGAUUCGACGGUUCUCGCGAGAAGGUUACUUCCUGGAUGUCACCGUGCUCGAAGAUUGUGUAAGAGCAAAUGUUGGCGACUUGACAUUUGAAGAGGCGUACAAUCGUAGCAAGAGAGUGCUCAACAUAACGGUGGCUACGGAUGGUCUAGGGGCAGGGGUCCCAACUCUCCUGAACUACAUCACCGCCCCGAACGUGUUGAUUUGGACGGCUGCAGUCGCCUCCAAUGCCUCUUCCCCAUCCCUAUAUGGCCGCUCAAAAGCUACAAUCUUGUGUAAAGAUGCUCACGGCAACAUUGUUCCCUGGGCUCCAGCAAACACGACCGAUUUCCGUCAUUGGACGCAUGCUUCCUACACAGACCGCGACUCUCCCCUUCGACGAAUUGCCGAGCUCUUCAACGUGAAUCACUUCAUCGUCAGCCAGGCAAGGCCUUAUCUUAUUCCCUUCUUACAGUCCGACAUGCACGGGCCGUCUUUACUGGAGACACGAAGCAAGUCCACACAACUCUCAGCUUUCCUCGUUCGAGUGGUGGGGCUUGAAAUCAGACAUCGUUUGCGGCAACUAGAUUCACUUCGUCUUCUACCGGCAAGCAUUCGUCGUUUCCUUGUUGACGAGCAAGUGCCGGCGGCAUCGAUGACGUUAGUCCCAGAAGUGACUGCUGGCGAUUUCGUUCGCUUGCUCGAGACGCCCACACGGGAUACCUUGAACUACUGGAUUUUACGUGGCGAGAGGAGCGUUUGGCCGGCAUUGGCGGCGCUGAGGAUACGAUGUGCUGUGGAAAACGAAUUGGAUCGAUCAUAUCAAGUGGUGCGGAAGCUCAAAGCAGGAGACCUGCGGCGUAAGGGAAGCAUGGCGGCGUUUGCCGAUAAUGGGCGUUCCGAUAAUGGGCGUUAG